Schistosoma spindalis is the source of this 1312-nucleotide messenger RNA. The record is from the annotation of a GenBank genome assembly. NCBI's taxonomy places the organism in Eukaryota, Metazoa, Platyhelminthes, Trematoda, Strigeidida, Schistosomatidae.
CAUUGGUUGUUAAUUAAUCAUACAGCAUUUCUCAUUACCGUGCUGAUUCAGAAAAUGGCUAUCUCUCCCGAUCAAUUACAGUUACUAUUUGAGCGACAGCAGCAGCGUUUCAGAAAUAGCCAGUUGAAUGUUUUAGACAAUUUACGCUCACGGCUGCUAAAUCAUCCAUGUUUUGGAGAUGUAACAGAAGUUGAUAAAUUAAUUUCUAAUUUGCAUACCGAGCUGGAAAUUGAAUGCAGUACAUAUGAAUGUGUUGAUAAAAGCCUCUAUGAAUCCUUGGUGAGCAGUAAUGUAAGUGAAGCAGUCAUUCAUGAUCCGCCAAGAGAUCCAGAAAUUUCCAUUCCAGAGACAUGCCCUGUCGUGGGUUCAAAUCCCACUGCCCCUGAAGCGCCAUGUACAAACAGCUCACAGGAAAUCGACGUCUUAUUCAAUGCUAAUGGAAUUACUGCAGUAGCCGCCCACGAACAAACAGAAAAUAAAUCAACCAGCAUAAUUAAGACAGAUGCACCAAAUGCAGCUCAUCAUUCUAUGACAAUAGCAUCUGAUCAAUCUACUUAUCGCGGUUCUCUAGUUGUUCUAUCAGGAAUGAGUUAUCUAAAUGAUUCACAUGCCUUCGAUCAGAUUUCUUAUAAAAAUGAGAAAAAUUUGUCUGAUGCAUCAAACGUUAAUCAAGAACCUCGUGCAGUUUUGUUGAAUGCUGAUUAUCAUAGUGAUUCAUUAUCUACUAAAGAUUCGAACUCCGAUGACUUCGAACUAAAUGGUGUUUAUCCUCACUAUCUGGUCUGUCUUACUGGAUCCGCUGUUCAAAAUGUUUUAAAUACAGUCAAACUAAUUGUAAUUUGGGUAUAUGAGGACCCAACAUUAUUUCGUGGGGGAGGAUGGACCCGGGAAACUUAUAUUCCGGAUAUCAGGUCCGGAUCUUCAAAGAAGGGGAGGUGUUGGGGUAUUCAGAAAAUACCCCAGAAAUUAUCUAGUGCUAUUCCUGAAUGAGAAAUAGCGUCAUUGCCCUAUUGGUCAACAUUCUUCCGACGUGUCAUUUCCCUAUUGGUCUAUAUUUAUUUGGGUCAUUUCCUGAAGGUUAAAUCUUGUACAAAUGUUACUUUCUAUUUUAUGGUACGAUGUAGUCUGUUUGAUUGCUAUAUAAACAGAGUAUGUUUGAAAUAUAAUGAUUCAUAUCUCCGAGGCUGAGACUUGUGUUCUGGACUCAACUGGCUGGGCUAGACAGGGAAGCAGGACCAAUCAGGACUCUAGGCUGCUCGCUCGUAUUUUGUGCGUCACUGUUUCGAUCGAUAAUAGGCUGCUCUCCAAUAGG